Vigna unguiculata (cowpea) is the source of this 1043-nucleotide messenger RNA. RefSeq names its product ARM repeat superfamily protein. The record is from RefSeq and is a predicted model, not a curated record. Lineage: Eukaryota; Viridiplantae; Streptophyta; Magnoliopsida; Fabales; Fabaceae.
AAUCUGAAAACCAUUUUCUUCUUCACCAACGAAACAAACUUACUCACAUCGCAGCUUCAGGAACUGAAGAAGAUUCCUUCAACCAUCGCCUGUUGCAUCACCAUCUCCCACUCCGAACAAAGCCAUUAUCUAUCGAAAGAAAGAGAAAGCGAAUCAGAAAGUAAAAAAGAGAGAAUGGGGUUUGGUUUGUUAGCUUCGAAGGUCCUCAGACCCACCUCGAGGCUCCUCCACUCUUCCCAAAACCCUACCAUCUUCCUCCGAACCAUCGUCUCCAAGCCUCAGCUUUGCAAUCCCCAGGCCUCCGCCGCGCAGCGGGAGCAGCCGCCGCGGACUCCUGAUGAGCUAUCGAUCGAGGAAGAAGCCGAGAGGAAAGUUGGAUGGCUAUUGAAGACGAUUUUUUUUGUGACUGCCGGGGUUGCAGGAUACCAUUUCUUUCCUUAUAUGGGAGAUAAUUUGAUGCAACAGUCUAUUUCGCUUUUGCGUGUCAAGGAUCCCUUGUUCAAAAGGAUGGGAGCUUCUAGAUUGACUCGUUUUGCAGUAGAUGAUGAAAGAAGAAAGAAGAUAAUUGAGAUGGGUGGAGCUCAAGAACUCUUAAAUAUGUUAAGCACAGCGAAAGAUGACCGGACACGGAAAGCAGCAUUGCAAGCUCUUGAUGCACUAUUACACUCAGAUGAAGCUCUAGCAUCCAUGCAUCAGGUCGGGGCCGUUUCAGUAAUUAGGUCUGUACCAAAUUCACUUGAGGAUGCAGAAGUUGAGGGUUUCAAGUUGAGCUUGAUGAAAAGGUUCCAAGAUCUGAGAUAUGAUGUUUCAUCAUGAAUUUUACUUGAGGUACAAGCCUCUUUUUUUUUUUGUUGGAGCAUGAAAUAUUACUAUAGGAGAGAGUAAGGUGGCAACCAAAUCAUUUUUGGGGAAGAGUAAUGGAAGUUAUUGUGUAUCCUUUGGCUAAAUCCAAUAAGAUCAUAGUUACUGUUAUUUUGUUUUAUUCACUUGUCAAGUGCCAUUUGUUGCUCAUCUAUGUAAAUCUUGAUAAAACUGCAGCUGUA